Messenger RNA from Leptopilina boulardi, 971 nucleotides. RefSeq lists its product as uncharacterized. The record is from RefSeq and is a predicted model, not a curated record. The transcript has 2 exons. The coding region runs from base 197 to 820 and encodes 207 amino acids. Gene Ontology annotation, cellular component: mitochondrial intermembrane space. Gene Ontology annotation, biological process: mitochondrial respiratory chain complex IV assembly. NCBI's taxonomy places the organism in Eukaryota, Metazoa, Arthropoda, Insecta, Hymenoptera, Figitidae.
AGUUAUUUGCUUUUUUACUCUGACUGUACCUCUGUUUUGUCGUCUGCGUAAUUUCUGCCCCGCGUAUAGAAUAUUGAAUUUUUUUGCCAAAUUAUAAUUUUUUGUAUAACCUUUUUUUCAUUUUAAAAAAAAGUGAUGCGAACUAAAAUUCGAAAAUAGAAAAAAAAGAGAUUAAAAAUCGUGAAUAAAUUCAGUGAUGUCCCAGUAUCAUUUAUCACAGAAGAGGUUUAUCCCGGUGCCACCUGAAAAGGGAAGUUUUCCAUUGGAUCAUGAAGGGAUUUGUAAAAGUUUAAUGAUUAAAUACAUGCGUUGUCUUGUUGAUAAUAAAAACGACUCGGGAAUGUGUCGUAAUGUCACACAAGAUUAUCUUGAAUGUCGAAUGGACAAUGGUCUUAUGGCACGCGAGGAAUGGUCCAAACUCGGUUUCUCCAAUCAGAUCCCUUAUAAAACCAGAGUUUCGAUACAUCAGGCAUAUCACGAAACAAGGGCCAAUUUUACGUUUUCUCAUUUUCACAAACUGCCAGCCGAUGUCAAUCAAGUUGAUCUGAAACAAUUUUGUUUCUCAACCAAGGGCGAUAUAUCCAAAAAAAAAAUAUUGACCAAAAACAAUAAAAAAAAAAAAAUUACAAAAGACUUAUUUUUAUCAACUGAUCGCAUUCCCUCGACUUUUACAUUUGUCUCGUUGCCACUGCCAACAAAGAGAACACAGCUUUUAUUGUUUUUUUUUCAAACCAAAGUGUUUCCAAAUAUCGAAAAAAAAGGUAGAAUAUUAAUAUUAAUAAUAAAAAUAAUAAUAAUUGUUGAAUUUUGUUUUCAUUAGUAUGGCAGGCACGUCGCGAAAGAAAAUUUUAAUUGGCUGCACGGGUAGUGUAGCGACAAUAAAAUUGCCUCAACUUGUGGAGAAAUUGUGGCAACAUAAUCUCGAUAUACGAGUUGUCGUUACUGAGAGGGCCAAACAUUUUCUGAAGGAA